AUGACCGAUACACUUCCCCGCGAGACCGCUCUAGAAAAGUCCGGACAAAUCAACACCCUUCAGCACGAACGCUGGAAUCUCUGGCGGGAUGAACAAUCCCCAAAUAAGAAGCGUUUCAACCUCCAUAAUCUACUCCAGACGGAAGUCAAACUUCGGGAAAAUGCUCAGCGGGAAGUCGCCCUUAAAGCAAACUCGCAGUCUAUCGAAAGCAAACCACCGCCAAUGAUAGCCCUGUUCCCACGGAUCUAA
Messenger RNA from Penicillium mononematosum, 249 nucleotides. RefSeq lists its product as uncharacterized. Bases 1 to 249 code for a protein of 82 amino acids. The transcript has a single exon. Lineage: Eukaryota; Fungi; Ascomycota; Eurotiomycetes; Eurotiales; Aspergillaceae. The record is from RefSeq and is a predicted model, not a curated record.